AUGGAAGGAUUUAAAGCGAAGUAAGUAAAAUUGACCGAGUUCGACGUGAUGAACACUUUGGGAACAGGUUCAUUCGGUCGUGUUCGUCUCGCUAAAUAAAAAUCAACUGGAGAAUAUGUAGCUCUUAAAAUGCUUAAGAAAGCAGAAAUAUUACGUUUGAAAUAAGUAGAUCACAUCAUUUCUGAAAACACAAUUUUAUCAAAUAUCAACCAUCCAUUUUUGAUUAAAAUGAUUGGUUUCACUUAAGACGAUAGAUUCUUAUAUUUUGUUCUUGAAUACGUUGCAGGUGGUGAACUUUUCACAUACUUACGUAAUAAAGGAAAGCUUGAUAACCCUGAAGCCCUCUUCUAUGCCGCAUAAGUAGUUAGUAUGUUUGAGUAUUUGCACAAUAAAAAUAUUGUGUAUAGAGAUUUAAAGCCUGAAAAUAUUUUAAUUGGAUCUGAUGGUUACUUAAAAUUAACUGAUUUUGGUUUUGCUAAAUAUUGUGAUUCCCGUACUUAUACUUUAUGUGGUACACCAGAAUAUCUAGCACCUGAAAUCCUUCUUAAUAAAGGUCACGGCAAGCCUGUUGACUGGUGGUGCCUUGGUAUCCUAAUUUACGAAAUGCUUGCUGGUAUUGAUCCUUUUAAUGAUGAAGAUCCUAUGGCUAUAUAUCAAAAAAUUCUCAAAGGAAAAGUUAAAUUCCCUCGUAACUUUGAUAAGAAUGCUAAGAGUUUAGUAAAGCAUUUAUUAGUAGCUGAUUUGACAAAGAGAUAUGGUAAUCUUAAGGGAGGUGUAAAUGAUAUAAAAACUCACAGAUGGUUUGCUGAUAUGGACUGGGAUGCUCUCUUUCACAAAAAAAUCCCACCAACUUACAAGCCUGUCGUUAAGGGAAAGGGUGAUACAUCUAAUUAUAGCUCAUAUCCUGAUUCUACUGAAUUGCCUAAACCAAUUAAACCUGCUGAUGAUCCUUUCAUUAACUGGUGA
This is a messenger RNA of Tetrahymena thermophila SB210, 966 nucleotides long. RefSeq names its product CAMP-dependent kinase catalytic subunit. Gene Ontology annotation, biological process: peptidyl-serine phosphorylation; signal transduction. The record is from RefSeq and is a predicted model, not a curated record. Gene Ontology annotation, cellular component: cAMP-dependent protein kinase complex. The transcript has 8 exons. Gene Ontology annotation, molecular function: ATP binding; cAMP-dependent protein kinase activity. NCBI's taxonomy places the organism in Eukaryota, Ciliophora, Oligohymenophorea, Hymenostomatida, Tetrahymenidae.